AUGAUGAGAGCAUGGCUUGUGCAUUCUUUGUUAGCGCUGGCUGUGUCCAGCCUCACCAUCUCUGUGGUUUUUGCCGUCAUCCCACUGUGCCAUAAGUUGCUCCUGUUGGCCUUUGCCUUGGCGGUAUCUGGUCUUGCCAUGGGCAUCAUUGACACCAUCUCUAACCUACAACUGGUCAAGAUCUACCAGAAAGACUCCACAGUGUUCCUGCAGGCCCUUCACUUCUUUGUGGGUCUCGGCGCUUUAGUGAGUCCCCUCAUCGCUGACCCCUUCCUGUCUGAGACCAGCUGUGUGAUUGGGAACAGCAGCACCAAUGCAACAUCAUUAAGACAUCUGAGGAACAAGCUCGCUGGCAGACAUGUGCACAACGUGUCCAGUGUCCACCUCCACACCGACGGAGAGGUGGUGACCAACGUUUCCUACGCCUUCUGGAUCAUGGCUAUCAUCAAUCUUCCUGUACCCAUCGCCAUAUUAAUCCUGAUGUAUCGGGAGCGGCUGUUCACGUGCGGAUCAGACCCCAGUCAGCGUUUACUAGAUGGAGACGUGCUAGCGAUGAAAACCUGGGGAACC
This is a messenger RNA of Sinocyclocheilus grahami, 570 nucleotides long. RefSeq names its product major facilitator superfamily domain-containing protein 4A-like. Gene Ontology annotation, molecular function: D-glucose transmembrane transporter activity. The annotation marks the transcript as partial. The record is from RefSeq and is a predicted model, not a curated record. Lineage: Eukaryota; Metazoa; Chordata; Actinopteri; Cypriniformes; Cyprinidae. The transcript has 4 exons.